GGGGCAGCGGGACUCUGGCUUCCCGGGACCAACUUUGUUUGCCGGUCGCCUCGCGGUGGGAGUCAGCUGCGGCGUGCUCGCGGUUGGGCCCGCCGCGGCUGCCGCCCGCGGGGCAGGGGGUGGAGAGAUGGCGGAGGUGGUCGUCGGCAAAGAAAAGGGCGGGGAGCAGCGGCUGGUGUCGUUGCCCCUGUCCCGCAUCCGGGUCAUCAUGAAGAGCUCCCCCGAGGUGUCCAGCAUUAACCAGGAGGCGCUGGUGCUCACGGCCAAGGCCACGGAAUUCUUUGUUCAGUAUCUAGCCACCUAUUCCUACAAACACGGCAGUGGAAAAGAAAAGAGAGCACUGACUUACAGUGACCUGUCAAAUACUGCAGAGGAAUCGGAAACUUUUCAUUUUCUUUCAGAUAUAUUACCAAAGAAGAUUUUAGCUAGUAAAUACCUGAAAAUGCUUAAAGAGGAGAAGAGAGAAGACGAGGAGGAGGGAGAGAAUGGGAGUGAUGAAGGUGACAAUGACGAAGCUGAAUCCUAAACCAAAGAGGAAACACAUCACAGAUCAGCCUGGCGGGGCCUUCUGGACAGCAUCGCUUUGAAGCAAACACAGCUCCGUGACUUCAGUCUCUUCAGAUUUCAGAGCCUUCAAGGAGAUGGCAUCUCCCCUGGCUGAGACAGCAUCUAACGCAGCUCCACCAUAAGUAGCCAACAGGCAGUAACCCCCAGAGCAGCCUGUCUUUCAGGCCCACACUGCAGUUGAGGGUUACUGAGACGAGCUGCCUGCAGAGUCCGGCGCUGCCCGUUGGUCUGCUACAGCUCUGAGCUGCAGAGGCAAAAACAACUUUGCUCAACGUCUUAAUUUACAGAUAGAUUUUGAAGAGUUUCUAAAUAUCAGCUGUAUAAAUUCAUAUGUGUAUAUUUUGAAGUUAGGUCUUGUAACCAACUAGAUCCAGUUUUAGCUAAAUAUGUAGUUUAUGGGUAGUAUGUUACAUUUGAAUUUUUAUAUUUCAAGAAAAUGUUUACUCUUUGUCCAACCAUUGCAUUUUUUAACUGUAAAAGAAUAUACUUUUUUGUUAAAAUCUGUAUAUAUUUUCACACUAAAAUGUUUUAUGAAACUAGUUUUGAAGGCCUUUAUUGCUGUAGUGCUGUGCUUGCUACCUAAAACUUUUUAAGAUUUAAAAACAUACAUUUGUAACACUUCUACUCCGAGAGAAAAAUCCCAAGUCAGAAUUAUCAAAUACAAAAAGAAGUAUUACCUCUGCAUAAGCUUCUUAUUACAAGCACGUUCUUCUUAAAAACAUUUUAAACAUACGUUGAAUGUAUGUCUCAUUGUUCUUUCUUUAUACCACCACUGUCAGUACAGAGAAG
This is a messenger RNA of Trichechus manatus latirostris (Florida manatee), 1356 nucleotides long. It is a transcript of the gene CHRAC1, whose product is annotated as chromatin accessibility complex subunit 1. Lineage: Eukaryota; Metazoa; Chordata; Mammalia; Sirenia; Trichechidae. The transcript has 3 exons. Gene Ontology annotation, biological process: DNA-templated DNA replication; chromatin remodeling. The coding region runs from base 128 to 526 and encodes 132 amino acids. The record is from RefSeq and is a predicted model, not a curated record. Gene Ontology annotation, cellular component: nucleus; CHRAC. Gene Ontology annotation, molecular function: protein heterodimerization activity.